Betta splendens (Siamese fighting fish) is the source of this 3234-nucleotide messenger RNA. RefSeq names its product adenosylhomocysteinase-like 1 (gene ahcyl1). Bases 473 to 2140 code for a protein of 555 amino acids. The transcript is spliced from 17 exons. Lineage: Eukaryota; Metazoa; Chordata; Actinopteri; Anabantiformes; Osphronemidae. Gene Ontology annotation, cellular component: cytosol. The record is from RefSeq and is a predicted model, not a curated record. Gene Ontology annotation, biological process: L-methionine cycle.
CUUAAGGACCCAGGGCGCCGGAUUCUGCAGCCAUGGAAACGAAGCACCUCACGACGCUCGUGUUAACGUUAUGUGACAUAGAACGAAGUAAUGAGUGGCGUUGGGUUUAAGUCGGUGACUUUUUACUCGAAUAAAGUGCCGUUUUCCUCAACUCCGGCGCUGACUGGAUGACAACCGGCGAAACUCUGCCCACUAACCCAGGUGACAGCCUCCACAAAGCGCCCCCUCCCCCUCGGAGAUGUAGCCGUCUGUGGAUGACAGCAGAGCCGGAGGACCGAAACAAGUGUUCGAGCCGCCCAUCCGCAAAGUAGCCGGGACGGAGCACGGACGCAGCCCACCCACGGUGGCCUGUUAUUUAGCGGCGCCUCACCCGCUCUAAGCCGCUAACCAGGACGACGCGAGGAAGCUAACGCCGAUCUGAGCUCAGUGCGACCGGCUUCUCCCGCUGCGGCAGCGCGAUCACCUGGAUGCGAUGAGCGACCCGGUCGUGGACAGCAAGGUGGAGGUGAAGCAAGGCACCAAAUAUGUCAAAGAGACCGAAAACGUGGCGGAGAAGUACUCGGUGAUGACGGUCAGCAAGAACAGCAGCGACGUGAACAUGAACGUCGGGGAGAUGCCGUCCGCGGCGUUCACCGCAGUGCCCACUCUGAAAUCCGUGAAGAAGAUUCAGUUUGCGAAUGCAGAGGACAAGCAGGAGUUCAGCAAGUACCCGACCAAGGCGGGCCGCCGCUCCCUGUCCCGGUCCAUUUCCCAGUCCUCCACAGACAGCUACAGCUCAGCUGCGUCCUACACCGACAGCUCGGAUGACGAGACCUCCCCCCGGGACAAAGCCCAGGUCAACUCCCACGGCAGCAGCGACUUCUGUGUGAAGAACAUCAAACAGGCCGAGUUUGGCCGCAGGGAAAUCGAAAUCGCAGAACAAGACAUGUCUGCCCUGAUCUCCCUGAGGAAGCGAGCCCAGGGGGAGAAACCACUGGCCGGGGCCAAGAUAGUCGGCUGCACCCAUAUCACUGCUCAGACAGCAGUCCUGAUUGAGACUCUGGUAGCCCUCGGUGCCCAGUGCCGUUGGACUGCCUGUAACAUCUACUCCACCCAGAACGAGGUGGCCGCCGCGCUCGCUGAGACAGGAGUCCCCGUGUUCGCGUGGAAGGGCGAGUCAGAGGACGACUUCUGGUGGUGUAUUGAUCGCUGCGUCAACACUGAGGGCUGGCAGGCCAAUAUGAUCCUUGAUGACGGUGGAGAUUUAACACACUGGGUGUACAAGAAGUAUCCCAGCGUCUUCAAGAAGGUUCGAGGCAUCGUGGAGGAAAGCGUCACCGGGGUGCACAGACUGUACCAGCUGUCGAAGGCGGGCAAGCUGUGCGUCCCCGCCAUGAACGUCAACGACUCGGUCACCAAGCAGAAGUUCGACAACCUGUACUGCUGCCGUGAAUCCAUCCUGGACGGCUUGAAGAGGACCACAGACAUCAUGUUUGGUGGAAAACAGGUCGUGGUGUGUGGUUAUGGAGAGGUGGGGAAAGGCUGCUGCACCGCUCUUAAGGCCCUCGGAGCCAUCGUGUGCAUCACAGAGAUUGACCCCAUCUGUGCUCUGCAGGCGUGCAUGGACGGCUUCCGUGUGGUCAAGCUGAGCGAGGUCAUUCGGCAGAUGGACGUGGUGAUAACUUGCACUGGCAACAAGAAUGUUGUUACCAGAGAACAGCUUGACCGUAUGAAGAACGGCUGCAUCGUCUGCAACAUGGGACAUUCUAAUACAGAGAUUGACGUGGCAAGCCUCCGCAGCCCUGAGCUGACCUGGGAGAGGGUUCGCUCUCAGGUCGACCACAUCAUCUGGCCUGAUGGAAAGCGGGUCAUCCUGCUGGCAGAGGGUCGCCUCCUAAACCUCAGCUGCUCCACAGUGCCUACAUUUGUGUUGUCCAUAACUGCCACCACUCAGGCUCUGGCCUUGAUUGAGCUGUUCAAUGCUCCGGAAGGACGUUACAAACAGGACGUGUAUCUUCUGCCCAAGAAGAUGGACGAGUACGUGGCCAGUCUGCACCUGCCGAACUUCGAUGCCCAUCUGACAGAGCUGUCUGACGAACAGGCCAAGUACAUGGGCCUGAACAAGAACGGGCCUUUCAAACCUAAUUAUUACAGGUAUUAAUGAGGGAGUCUGACUGCGGAUCCUCAGCGCGUAGUGGCCCUGGGAUGAACAGAGAUAUCUAUUUUAUUUUCUAAAUUGCUACAUAACGAAGGAAUUAUUUUACUUAUGCUGAAUGUAACUUCAUAAUAGUAAUUCAGGCAUACUGUAGUAUUAAAUACAGAAAUAAGAGGUAGGAGCUAGGAAACAUAAACUGUAUAACCAACUAACACUAGGUCUUGUCAUGUUAAAAACAAAGCCUCCUUGCAUGCUCUCAUGUGUAUGUACUCGCUUGCGUUAUUAGAUAACACGGCUGUUGAUUUGUUUACCUUAUUUACACACGGUGCCAAAUAAUGGCCAUGAGAAUGGAACAGGAGAUACCAUUUUAUUUGUGUGUCGGUAGCGUCAUGAUGUUAUUAGUACAUUUCAUGAAUCUGAGUUUAGCGUCAGAGGCACAGCUGUUUUACUGUGUGCAUUUGGUCAGAUGUUAGGUUUUCUUUGCUUUGAAUGGUAUCUGCAUACGCGCCCUAAUGUGUGACAUCCAGUCGCCUUUUACAGCAUAGAAACAAAUUAGCCUACGUGACACUUCUGACUCAUGAUUUUGCCAUUUAACAGUCAUCCUAAAAUGACCCUAAACAACCGAGAGCUUCUCCUGAACAAAUGAAUGGUCAAGGAAUGUUAGUGGUGUGACGUCGCAGCGUAUGUUACAUGCAGUGGGCUUGUUUUAUUCCUAAAAAGGAGUCGGACGAGGUUCAGGGGAAGGUUCAAACUACUUUGCUCAGUCCAAUACCAGCUGUGGAUCUGAUCUGAGUGGUCGACUGGAUAUUACUUUUAGGGCCUUCGUAUGAAUGUGCCUUUAAAAUCAUUUAUAGCAUGAAUAUGAGUCCUGACCUUAAUUACCUGAACAUUCCUUUUUGUAAUACCACAUCUAUUAGUGAUAGAUUUAAUGUCUUCCUUCCACGCAGUGUAUCUAUAUAUAACCUAAUGUAUGAACUGUCAGACUUGUUUUAAUUCAAUGAAACCUUACAAAGUAUUUAAUGUGAUCACAAUGCACAAGUGUAUGUAAAUGAAUGCAUUAUAUCAGCAAUAAAGCAAAUCCUUUUAACAGAGAAAAAGAA